Larimichthys crocea (large yellow croaker) is the source of this 1213-nucleotide messenger RNA. RefSeq names its product red-sensitive opsin. The record is from RefSeq and is a predicted model, not a curated record. Gene Ontology annotation, cellular component: membrane. Gene Ontology annotation, molecular function: G protein-coupled receptor activity. The transcript is spliced from 6 exons. Bases 46 to 1122 code for a protein of 358 amino acids. Gene Ontology annotation, biological process: visual perception; phototransduction; G protein-coupled receptor signaling pathway. NCBI's taxonomy places the organism in Eukaryota, Metazoa, Chordata, Actinopteri, Sciaenidae.
GUGACAAGAAGAUUAGACUACUGGGGACCUCCUUCAGAGAUCAGAAUGGCAGAAGAGUGGGGGAAACAGGCUUUUGCUGCCAGGCGGCACCAUGAAGAUUCAACCAGGGGAUCUGCGUUCGUGUAUACAAACAGCAAUCACACCAGAGAUCCCUUUGAGGGUCCCAAUUACCACAUUGCUCCUCGAUGGGUUUACAAUCUUGCAACACUCUGGAUGUUUUUUGUGGUCGUCUUAUCAGUCUUCACCAACGGUCUCGUCUUGGUGGCCACAGCAAAAUUCAAGAAACUCCGUCACCCUCUCAACUGGAUCUUGGUCAAUCUUGCAGUUGCUGAUCUUGGGGAGACACUUUUUGCCAGCACCAUCAGUGUAUCUAACCAGUUUUUUGGUUACUUCAUUCUGGGACACCCAAUGUGCAUCUUUGAGGGCUAUGUUGUCUCACUUUGUGGUAUCACUGGACUGUGGUCCCUGGCUAUUAUCUCCUGGGAGAGAUGGAUAGUUGUGUGCAAACCUUUUGGAAAUGUCAAGUUUGAUGCUAAAUGGGCCUUAGCUGGAAUUAUUUUCUCCUGGGUCUGGUCAGCAGUUUGGUGUGCUCCCCCCAUUUUUGGAUGGAGCAGGUACUGGCCUCAUGGACUGAAGACCUCUUGCGGACCUGAUGUAUUCAGUGGAAGUGACGACCCAGGAGUCCAGUCCUACAUGAUCACUCUUAUGUCCACAUGUUGUAUCCUUCCUCUUGCUAUCAUCAUCUUGUGCUACAUUGCUGUCUGGUGGGCUAUCCAUAGUGUUGCCAUGCAGCAGAAAGAAUCAGAGUCAACCCAGAAAGCUGAGAAAGAAGUAUCCAGGAUGGUCAUUGUCAUGAUCUUGGCUUUUUGUUUCUGUUGGGGACCUUACACCUUCUUUGCCUGCUUUGCUGCGGCUAACCCUGGCUAUGCCUUCCACCCUCUGGCUGCUGCCAUGCCUGCAUACUUUGCCAAGAGCGCCACCAUCUACAAUCCAGUUAUCUAUGUCUUUAUGAACCGACAGUUCCGUUCAUGCAUCAUGCAGCUCUUUGGCAAAGAAGCAGAUGAUGGCUCCGAAGUCUCCUCAUCAUCAAAGACAGAGGUCUCCUCUGUGGCUCCUGCAUAAACAUAUAUGUCCUGAAUUUUGGAAAAAUACUGAAUGUCAUUUGUACAGUAUAUAUAUUGAUUGUGUUUCCUUUUUUUUUUUUUUUAGUAAA